AUGGAUAUAAUCAGGGUUUUAGCGGAAGCAGGAGCAAUUCCUACGGUGGGCCGUUAUCUUUUGACACAUGUCGAUUUAGAGAGAAGCAUCAGCAUUGGUGGCGGCGACGAGGCUUUAGUUUUAGGCGUGGCUGCUGCCUGUGGCAUCGAAGAUAUUGUCAAAAAGGUCUUGCAGGCAGGCUUCGAUCCGGAUUUUACAAACGACCCAUUCAUCCCUGGCGGUCGUCUAAUUCCCAACAGCACGGCACUUUUGGGAGCGGUUCAAUAUGAGCAGAUUGGAGUCGCUAAGUUUCUUCUGGACCACGGUGCUAAUCCGGAUACGCUCAUCACCGUUGAUGACCGCGUAGGUGGAAAAUCCUUCAUCUGUGACAACUCCCUGAUGUUCGCCUGCGUGGCUGGAAAGUUUGAGCUAGCCAAGCUACUACUUGACUAUGGCGUUAAAUUGGCGGCGGAACCUUCAGAAAAGCGAGAGAGGCGAAGCUUGAUAACCGAGGCGAUUCGAGGAGGGGUAGCCAUGCUCGAGUUCCUACGUCCGCACGGCAUUGCCCCAGGUCCCGGUAAUGCCGAGUCUCAAAGUGAAUUGAGAAGAGCUAUUGCCCAGGGUAAUUUGGAACUUACGGAAUAUCUUCUCAAUCAAGGAUUAGAAGCAAAUCCCCGGGAAUUGGAGGGCAAGGGAUCGGAGCUCCCUUUAUGGAGGGGGCUUUGUUGGAGAAGGAGACAUCCUGUACCAGAACGACGAAAAAGUAACUCAAGAGUUCAUCCAGCGGCUAUGCUUUUAGCUGAGUCUAUUUAA
Molecule: messenger RNA, 792 nt
Organism: Penicillium manginii
Lineage: Eukaryota; Fungi; Ascomycota; Eurotiomycetes; Eurotiales; Aspergillaceae
Product: ankyrin repeat domain-containing protein
Exons: 2
Coding region: 1-792 (263 amino acids)
Biological process (GO): regulation of barbed-end actin filament capping
Cellular component (GO): cytoplasm; nucleus
Molecular function (GO): protein binding
Source: RefSeq, a predicted model, not a curated record